Messenger RNA from Vairimorpha ceranae, 342 nucleotides. RefSeq lists its product as hypothetical. The record is from RefSeq and is a predicted model, not a curated record. The transcript has a single exon. The coding region runs from base 1 to 342 and encodes 113 amino acids. NCBI's taxonomy places the organism in Eukaryota, Fungi, Microsporidia, Nosematidae.
AUGGAAAUUAAGCAUAAAAUUAAAGUUCCUCGUGAUUUUCGUAAGAAUGAUAUUUCAUUUAUAGACGAAUUUCCUCUUGCCCUUGAAGGAAGAAUAGACACAGAAAUUUAUAAAAAUUGCAUAAAUGAAAUCAAUUCAAUAUUUAAACCAAAAUAUUAUUUAUGGAAUAUUAUCAAAAUGCUAAGUAUUGUUUUAUAUCUUGUAGAAGAAAAUAAAACAUACGAUGAAGAAUUAGAACAUGUUUUGAUAAAAAUAAACAAUAGAUUACAAAUUAAUCGAAUGUCCUUUGGACAUCCAAAAUAUACUAAUUAUACAGAAAUAAUUCUAUAUAUUUAUAACUAA